UGGGUAGCCCUCUCCCCCUUGAAAGGGCAGAGCAGGGGCAUAAGCCCCCUCUAGCCUAGCUCGCCAGGUCACAGGGACACGCAAGCCCCCCCCCACCACGACAAGGCGGUUCCCAUCUGGGGGGGGAAACUGGACAGCGCUUUCCAUACUUUUCAACUAUACCUACAGGCGCUAUAGGCCAGAACAUAAAGAAAGGCCGUCUCCGCCAGUUUUUUUUCCUCACCCUCAAUAGCUAACUCUGUGCAUGGCCUUAUACGUCCAUGUAUGGAGUAUUCUUGACAUGUAUAGGGGGGUCCACUGCUUUAUUAGAUAAGGUGGAAAUAAAAGCUUUUUGUUUUAUUAACUUCUCUUCUUCAACUAACUCUUUUAAACUCCUUUCUCAUCGCCGAAAUAUUCCAUCUCUUGAUAUCUUCUACCGAUAUUUUCAAUCCACUGCUCUUUUCGAUCUCGCUAACUGCAUGCCUCCUCUCCUCCCGCGGUCUCGCUGCACAUUUUUUUUUUUCUUUCUUAUUCCUAUUAUGUCCAGAACUCUAACACAAGAGUUAAUCAGUACUCUCAUCCAUUAAGAGUUUACUUGACUCCUGAGCUCCCUGCCUCUACCUAUGACUUGAAUGACGUGGAUUCUUUUUUGACACUUUUAGAGAAACGGCACCUCAGUCGGCCUUUUUUCAUUUACAGUAAUUUCCUAUUUUUUUUGUUUUUGUUUUUGAAAAACUCGCUAGUGUAGCCUAUUUUAGAAACGCCUUGCAGACAAUUGGGUUAAUCCUGCGGAACAGGUAAAAACUGGGCUUCCCUAGCGUAUUUAAGAAUGACUUUCCCAAUGACAGAUGAACCUGUUACUGUUCCAAAUGGUGGUACCGGACCACUGGUGCCACGUCCCUGGCCGCGAGAAAACACCUCUCACUGUGGAAGAAUGGCGCAGUCUCACCAUCCCAAGAUCCAACGUGUCCGGCAAGUUUUCCAGCUGUUCCAUGUACGAGAUAGAUUGGAAAAUUGGCGCAAAUACAAGUUACUCAGUCACUGGUGACGUACGAGAGUGCACUGUCGGCUGGGAAUUUGACACGACGCAGUUUACAUCAACGGUGGCUUCAUCCCUUGGGUGGGUGUGUGACCGUGGCCACUACUCCCACCACACACUAUCUGUCUCCAUGGCGGGGAACGCUGUCGGCACGUUUCUUUUCCCGCUACUUGCCGACAAAUAUUUCGGUCGUCGGUUUAUGUACUACAUGACGCUGGCCAUCCACGUAAUGACUACUCUCCCGUUGCUGUGGGUGACGAGCGCAACAGUUCACAUGGGUCUCCGCUUUCUCCAGGGCCUGGGCUUCGAGACCUACUACCUGAUGCCCUACGUCAUCUACAUGGAAGUGAUCCCGCCUGAGCGCCGUGCCCUCGCUGUUAUGCUGUCUUUCCUCGCGUGGACCUUUGGCAUGUGUUUCUCAGCUCUGGUAGCUUGGCUUGUGCCUAACUGGACUCAACUUGCCAUCAUCUCCAUCAUCCCCGCUUUGCUCGGCUUUCUGUACUGGAGGUACCUUCCCGAGUCCCCUCGAUGGUUGUUGGCCAAGGGGAAGGUGCAACAGUGUGCAGACGUCCUCCUCAGAGUCAGUAAAGGCAAUGGGGU
Molecule: messenger RNA, 1618 nt
Organism: Portunus trituberculatus (swimming crab)
Lineage: Eukaryota; Metazoa; Arthropoda; Malacostraca; Decapoda; Portunidae
Product: beta-alanine transporter-like
Biological process (GO): transmembrane transport
Cellular component (GO): membrane
Molecular function (GO): transmembrane transporter activity
Source: RefSeq, a predicted model, not a curated record